Pleuronectes platessa (European plaice) is the source of this 2745-nucleotide messenger RNA. RefSeq names its product thioredoxin domain containing 11 (gene txndc11). The record is from RefSeq and is a predicted model, not a curated record. Bases 1 to 2661 code for a protein of 886 amino acids. Lineage: Eukaryota; Metazoa; Chordata; Actinopteri; Pleuronectiformes; Pleuronectidae. The transcript has 13 exons.
AUGCUGCGCCGGGUGCGGCAGUCUCUCCGGCAGGUGCUGCUUCUGAUGGCCCGGAGACCGGAUCUCCUCUGCGGGGCUGUCGUGCUCAGCGUCCUGCUCGUCCUGGCUCUCGUGCUCACGUGCAGCCGUGCUAAGGAUGUGGUGGCAGCCGCUCGGCCUCCGGUGCGGUUCUUCUCUGCCGAGGCCCCGAUAGUCGACCUGUACAUGGGUCAGCUGGACCAGGUGGAGCGUCUGAGGAGUGUGGCCGAGGUGUCGCUCAUCUUCUUCUAUGCCCCGUGGUGCGCUCACUCCAUGGCUGCCCGACAGGAAGUGCAGCAGGUUGCUAAGAAGCUGGCCAAACAGGUGCAGUUUGUGGCUGUUAACUGUUGGUACAGUCUGGGGAAAUGCAGGAGGCAAAACCGCUUCUACCACUAUCCCAUCAUCCAGCUGUUUUAUAGAAGGUUCGGACCCAUCGAGUACAGAGGUCCCCUCCUGGCUCUGUAUGUGGAGAGCUUCAUCCUCCGAGUCAUCACGCCGCUCACUUACCUCCCGUCCAGAGCCACCCUGGAAGAGUUCCUCUCCAACCACGAGCCUCGUGUGGUGGGUUUCUUCCAGUUCAACUCGUCUCCUCAGCCGCCGGGGUACAUCACAUAUUUGUCUUCGGCCCUGCAGGCGCUCAAAAGAGAUUUCCGCGGAGUUGUGCGUUUCGGGGUCGUGACGAACAAACAGGUGGCCGAGGCCAUCGCCCUAAAAGAAGAUGAGAGUGUUUAUCUCCACAGGAUAUUAAACUCCUCUUUGAUUUUCCCUCGACUGGAACGUAACUUCACGUCCGAGGGAAUCUGCAGCUGGGUGUUCGAGAACCAUCAGACCGUCCUCAAGUGGCUGCAGCCGCCGGGCACUAAGUCGCGCCUCCUGGAGAAGGAGCUGACUAAAGGUCCGGCGCUGCUGCUCUUCCUGCCCCACAAUCCACUGGGCUCCAAACCCGAUCCCAUCCUACACCAGAUUGCUGACAUUGCUGUGCGGUACCACUCCUGUGAGAAUAACGACCACUCCGGCUCGGAGGGGAGGUCCCACUUUCUGUGCUGCCAGUCGGUUCUGCUCCCGGAGUCCAGGACCAGUGUGUGUGAGGUGUGUCUCCACUCGUCAGGACAGAGUCGGAGCGGCUCUUCCGUUCGCUGCUCGUUCCCCUCCACGGCUCAGGGGGGGGACGUGUGGCGGCCUCAUCUCCGACACUGCUGCCUCUACCGACUUCCUGCUCCUGUGGCCACGGCCUCCGCCUCCUCAGUGGACUGUAGCAACCUCCUGAGCAGCUACAGCCCGUUCAGUCAGUACAGUGCCUGCUGCAGACCAGUAGAACCUCAACUCAAUGAGUCACAAGCCAAAAAGGGGCCGGACAUGCAAAGACUCACGCCCCCCCCUCCUCUGUCCGUCCCUCCGUCCUCCGUCACCCAGCAGACAGGAGACGGCAUCACGGGGCUCCGGUGUCAGACCAACAGGACGCUCAGGUUCUAUCUGCUGGACGUGGCUCUGAACUGGCCCCUGGCCGUGAGGCUCGGAGCCACAGGCAACAGUACGGCUGCUCUCCACCAGGGGGCCGGGGACCCGGGCGAUGGGAGCAGCCACCGGUCGUUCGCAGCCAUCGUGAACCUGAAGGACGAGGUUCACUACGUUCUCCAUCGCAGCCCGGCAGCCACUCUCACAGAGUCUCUGGAGACCUUCAUCAGGAACUUCAGUGCUCCGUACAGUCUCCUGCAGAGACACUUGGUCGGAGAGGAGAACAGGAAGGGAGGUGAAGAGGAAACCAGGCGUCCCCGCCGGCUCAUCACAGAACUGACCACCUCCUCCUUCCUGCCCUCCGUCAUGGAUCUUCAGAAGGACGUGCUGCUGAUCUACUACACUCAGUGGUGUGGAUUCUGCUCCGUUCUCAACCACAUCAUCAUCCAUCUCGCCAGGUUGUUACAGGAGAACAGCACCAUCACUGUGGCCAGGGUGAAUGUAGCUCGCAAUGACCUUCCCUGGGAGUUCAUGGUGGAUCACGUUCCCUCCAUUCUCCUCUUUCCCAGAUACAGAAAACAUCUGAGUGUGAAGUUUCCAGACGACCUUCCCAUCACGUUACCCAACCUCCUCCACUUCGUGCUGCAGCACUCUGGCUCUGCACACGAUGCAGACAAACCAGUAGCAUCGUCUUUCAAGGCCGACGGUUCAGGAGCCGCCGCCGUCCUCCGCGCAGAGUUCCUGGCCCUGCAGCGGGAAGUUCAAACGCUGCAUAACGCCCGGGAACGUCUCUCCCAGCAGCUGGCGCAGCUGUGGCGCGACAACCGGCGCCUGACGUUUGACUCUCUCCUCUUAGAAUCCCAGAACACUGAGCUGCAGCGAGCGAGGCAGAGCCUGGAGGAGCAGCAUCAGGAGAAAAGCCGGCUGCUCGGGAAAGCGGUGAGACGCCUGCAGGAGCUGGCGGACACCUCGGAGAACCUGCUGAACGAGAACACGCUGCUCAGGAUCCUGCUGAGGGAGCUGAGGGACAGGACGGAGGAGCAGGAGGAGGAGGAGGAGGUGGAGGAGGAGGAGGAGGAGGAGGAGGAGGAGGAAGAGGAGGAGCAGCAGGAGGAGGAGGAGGAGGAGGAGGUGGAGGAGAAGGAGAUAAUGGAGCCAGAACAGAAAAAAAGCCAUAUGGCCUCUUGACCACACGUCUGCAGGGAAUCCUGAGGAGGAGAGAGCCGGAAAACGAAGGGAUGAGAAAGAAAGGAUGAAAGGAAACAGUUGGAG